AUGAAUGAUGUGUUUUCCUUGUUUCCUUUCUGUCCAUAUUCUUCAGCUUUUGCAGGACAAAGGAACCUUGAUUUAAUACCCGCAGCAAAUACUUACGUCCAGGACUCCAGAAUGAGGAACUUCGCCUCAACUUUCCAGACGAUGUUCUACUUGCUCAUUUUGAUCAUCAAAGGAUUAAUGUCUUCUGUUCUUUUCUCCCAGAUUCUAGGCUUAGCAUGGCCCGCAGUUCUUGUGGGAUGGGUUGCUCAAAGUGCUAGUCCUCUGCAGAUUUUUAGGCUAUGGUAUAGCUGGGCAGCAUGGGCCACUAUGGUGUCCCAAGUCGUUGCAGCCUUUAUGAUGAUUGACACUCUGAACAAGAAAUGCUACAAUGCAUUAGCAAUAUCUGUUCCGAUGUUUGAUGGUCUUUUGCGCAUACUUGGGCUUGCUGCUCCAGUGUUUAUUACCAUGACCUCAAAGCUAAUCAGGUUGUUGGCUGCUCUUGUUGCAGUUUUAGUGUAUUUUCUCUUGGUCAUGAGUCAAGUAUUUGGCAUGUGUGGUGUGUGGGGCGAGCCUAUCUCUCAAACUGCUCAAUCUUUUUUGCCUGAGCUAAUAUAUGGAUCCAGUCGAAAUUUGUCAAAGGUUGGUGAUAAUGUAGACUUAUGUUUGUUUGUGGCAUCCUUCCAGUUGUUCUAUAUGCACGGGGUGUUGCUACCAUUCUUUAUUGCGUUGGCUGUGACGCCUUGCAACCACAACCUAGAAGGGACAUUGAUGAUCUCGUCGGAGAACCAGACGGCGGCGGCGGGGGUGGUGACGGCGACAUCGGCGGGUAUUGUGGAUACGAGCGCCGCGGUUAAUUAUGACGAUCUGAAUAAUAACCAGCAGAAGAAUGUGUUGUCGCUGGAUCUCAAUUUGCCGGCGCCGGAUGAUCUCGACGCCCACCAGCAUCACCGUGCAGAGCAGUCUCCGUCGAAGUUCCAGUUCGCGUCGAAGCAAUCGACGAAGGCGAUGAUGUUCUCGGCUCCGGCGUUGGUUGGGUGCCACUACUGA
Messenger RNA from Linum tenue, 1026 nucleotides. The record is from the annotation of a GenBank genome assembly. Lineage: Eukaryota; Viridiplantae; Streptophyta; Magnoliopsida; Malpighiales; Linaceae.